Guillardia theta CCMP2712 is the source of this 2106-nucleotide messenger RNA. RefSeq lists its product as hypothetical. Gene Ontology annotation, molecular function: protein binding; aldehyde dehydrogenase (NAD+) activity. Lineage: Eukaryota; Cryptophyceae; Pyrenomonadales; Geminigeraceae. The record is from RefSeq and is a predicted model, not a curated record. Gene Ontology annotation, cellular component: cytoplasm. Gene Ontology annotation, biological process: aldehyde metabolic process. The coding region runs from base 1 to 2106 and encodes 701 amino acids. The transcript has 20 exons.
AUGUCGUCUCAAGCUCCGCAGCCAUCCUUCGUCUUGCGAGGCCAUGAGGCCCUGGUCCAUUGUGUACAGAUCUCUCCCUUCGAUCCUGCUUUCCUCAUAGCCUCCGACGAUGCCGGCAAGGUGGUUGGGUGGAGCCUGCAGACGAGGAGAUCCUUGUUUUCCAUGCAAGCAUCCGACUCUCCCGUGCUAGCAGUUCGCUGCCUGUCGAGAUCGACGGUCUUGACCCAGGCCAAGGACGGCAUCAUCAACCUAUGGGACGUCGAGUACUCGGGCACCCCCAGUCAUCGUCUGGCGGAGGGGUCGAUCAAAGGGGAGCAGCACACCUUCUGCAAGUGCGACAUCAUUCGGGAUGACGGCAAGGCAGCGCAGCUCGUGGCGUUUGCGCAGGGAAGCGACGGGAUUGGCGUCUGGGACCUCCGAAGCAGCGACCCGGUCUCAGUCCUGAAGCCUCCUGGCAGCAAACGCUCCUCGGGGUUCUGUACGGCGAUGGUUGCUGUGGGGGACAAGCAUGUGGUUGGAGGGUACGAGGAUGGCGGGGUGAGGCUCUUUGACCUGAGGAAGAACCUCGCAGUACUGCAGGAGCACGUGCACAGUGAUCCUGUCUUCGGCCUGGACGCAGUGCGCACGAGGUCUGACAGGUCAGGCGCGGAAGCCUUUGCCGUCAUGUCCGGGAGCGCAAAUGGAGAGCUGGUGCUGUCGCGGCUGACAGCGAGUGACGGUGGAGAGAGGGACAUGGUUUUGACCGAGAAGGGACGGAUGCAACUCAAGUGCGCUGAAGAAGCUCGUGGUGUCAAUCAUUUAUGCGCUCGACCCGACGGCAAGAUCUUCGGUGCCGCAUGCUGGGACGGGAGGAUCAGGAUUUAUGCUGUCAAGAACCCGAGGAUACUGGCAAGCCUGAAAUGGCACAGCAAGAACGUCCAAUGCAUAGAUCAUUGGUUCAUCCUCAUGACAUGUUUCGAUGUCCCCAUCGCCAUCGCCAUCGCCAUCGCCAUCGCCAUCGCCAUCACCAUCACCAUGGCGCCCCACACAUCCUCAUUGCUAGGAGUCGAUACCGGACAAUUGCAGAGCCAUCGCUGUGGAAUUCCAGAGGAAAUCAGCGCAGCAACCAUGUCUAAGGGAGGCAACAUGGAGGACCUUGACGUGCUGGUGAAGAAACUUCGAGCCAAGUUUGAAACCCAAGAGACGAGGGGGUACUCAUGGAGGAUCGCUCAGAUGCAGGGGCUUCGCCGCAUGAUUAUGAACCAUGAGAGCGAAUUCCUUGAUGCUUUGGCAACUGAUCUCAGGAAACCUUACAUGGAAGGGCUGGCUGCUGAGACCGCCUCUAUGCUCGGGUCAAUCGAUUACGCCAUCAAGAAUCUCAAGUCCUACAUGAAGCCUCAAAACAUUCAACCUCUUGCUCUGACGUACCCCAGCAAAACCACUGUUCGAUAUGAGCCUUUCGGAAUCGUGCUGAUAAUCGGCCCUUUCAACUUUCCGUUCAUGCUUACACUCAAACCUUUUCUUGGAGCGAUCAUGGCAGGAAACUGUGCUGUGAUCAAGAUGAGCGAAUACUGUCCAGCUCUGACUUCUGCACUGAAGAAGUAUUUUCCAAUGUAUCUAGACACAGAGUCGUGCAAAAUAGUUGAAGGAGGAGUAAAAGAGACGGAAGAGCUACUCAAGCGUCAGUGGGACUUCAUAUUCUUUACAGGAAGUCCAAGAGUAGGGAAGAUCGUCGCAGAGGCUGCAGCACAGCACCUGACUCCCUACAUUUUGGAACUUGGUGGGAAGAAUCCAGUCAUUGUAGACAAACAUGUAGAGGACCUUGAGGUGGUCGCAAAAAGAUUGAUAUGGGGACGAUGCUACAACUCUGGGCAAAUUUGUUUGAGUCCAGAGUACGUCCUUUGUCAUGAAGAUCACGUGGAAAGACUUAUCUCAUUGCUGGCAAAAUACAUCCGAAUUUUCUAUGGAGAAAAUCCACAAGAGUCUGCAGACUUUGGAAGGAUGGUCACAAAAGAAGCAGCAAACAGAGUGAAGACUCUUCUUGGUGACAGAAAAAAUGGCAAGAUCGAAGCAGGAGGGAAAGUGGACGUGGAGGACCGUUAUGUCGCGCCAACAGUGAGUGCAUGA